Messenger RNA from Daldinia vernicosa, 3609 nucleotides. RefSeq lists its product as uncharacterized. NCBI's taxonomy places the organism in Eukaryota, Fungi, Ascomycota, Sordariomycetes, Xylariales, Hypoxylaceae. The record is from RefSeq and is a predicted model, not a curated record. Bases 469 to 3492 code for a protein of 1007 amino acids. The transcript is spliced from 2 exons.
AUCGGGUUUCAAGCGAUAGCUAUUAACCUUCCGAGACCCUAUGUCCUAGACUAUCGAUUCCCCCUUUAUUCAUUCGUGGGCAUCAGUAUUUCGGUCUCUUUUUCCCGGUUAGAUAUUCGAAUGCGUGCCUACGAGUCCAAGACAGCUGAACUUUCUCGCAUGACUUGGGACCUUUCGUCUCCCAUUUUACCUCUAUGUACCAGAAUGGCUUGAUCGCGGAAUUACGUUUAUGUAUAGACGCGAGUGAUCCUCUAGCUCACCUUUGCGUUUCGUGCCGGAUACGCGUAACCGGGGCCGAGCUUCUAACGCUGCGUUUUACGAGUUCCCAAUAAUCCUCUACUUGUUACCUUUGCGGGACGUAUCGUCACCGGAAUCGAGCGAGCUACUAUUAGACUUUACGUUACACCACUAUAAGUUGAACAUAUUGAUACGUGGACGAGCAGGCCAUCUGCCCUACCCCCCGGUGCAAUGUCUGGACGCAGUGCCUACGUCAGGAAAAAGAUCACCGACACGAAGUCGGGUUUACGGUCUUCAGAAAACAGUCGCUAUUCCGAAAGCGAUGACAUAUCAGUCAAUGAUCCCGGCUUCCCGCAAGGUACCGGAUAUGGCAUAACGAAUGCGCGGUUCCUCAAGUUCUCCGAACCGUCAAGGGAAGCGGACCUAGUCAAUUAUCGCACCCGGAUCGCGAACUUCGGUAACCCUAGUAGCGGAAGCCAGAGUGGUGCAAGUGAGUCAGGCAAGAAAGAGAGUGGUGGUAAUAAUGGUAUGCCGCAUCAGGGUCCGAUGCCUGACUUCGCGUAUGCUAGGACGAGGAAGCCGGUUUUAAGGACAGAGGACGUGUCGGGAAUAGAACGCUCGGGAUUCCGAAGCGCAGUAGACAAGAAGAGCGACGAGUUCCGUAAAAAUCUCACCAAGGCCUUUACAUUCGGAGCUAAGAAGAAGAAGGCUUUGGGAACUGCUAGGUCUGAGUCCUCUGCUGCCAUGAGAUCCUACAAUGAUUCCGAGUUUUUCGACGUUCACGAGCUUCCUUCGACGUCUAUACAAAGUCCGCAGCAGUUAGUAUGGGAUCCGGAGUAUCAGCAGAUAGUCUCGCCGCCUCCGUCUGUCAAACUGCCCCCAGUCCCUCCCCCUUUUACUACCCCUCCAAUUAAGCGUUGGAUCGGCGCUGGGAGGCCUGUUCAACGAUGGAACAAGCUCCGGAAAGACCCUGAAUUAUGGGAUCCCAACGGUGAUGUUUUAGUCUUCUUCGGUCGCAAAGGACAGAGCCCACGGCCAAACCCUUCUUUCCGCUUGUCGUCUCAUAUUAUCGAAGCGACAGAAUCUCGGUUCCUCAUCACUCUUCUUCGCGAAGGAUCCACGGAGGACGAGUAUGACUUACGAAUGCACGUGCCUCAAUCACCUAUCGGCGCUCCGCCGAUGCUACGAUCCCAUGGCCCGCAUCCGCAACUUGGCUACAACCUAGGCCGGAACGGUCAGCCCACACCCCCAGUAUCCGAGGAUACUAGCCUUACAGACGUUGACGGCCAAAUAUCCUACGAGAUGUAUUUCCCAACGCCACCGAAUAUAGGCAAGCUUGAAGCGCACCGGCAAGCUAUAACAACGCGCAACGUAUUUGCGCUUCUGUACCACGCAUCCCUAGUUGGCUUGUCGCUUUCUCAAGCGUUGUCCGACUUACUAACACGUCUUACGGCUUAUAUGCCCCCUGAGGCAGAUAAUCUAGGCACUAUUUUAAAUUACCUAUCCGCUCGCGGUAUUGACGACUGUCGCAACGACCCAGAAACGGCCGUGUCCCUUCUCGCGUGGUCAGAAAUGCCGGAGGUACGGUGGGAGGAGGGUUGGUGCGAGGCGUUCGUGCACUGUACCGGCAUGUACUCCCGAUUAGAAGCUUGCACAGAUUUCAAAACCAUCACACCUAUCACGCGAGCUCUUCUGGAACGAGCUUGUCUUGAGACGCAGCUUCGCGUACAAGCUGCAGAAGAGCGUCUUGCUGAGUUUUCUUGCGGAGAUAUCUGGCCAACUACCGGUCCGGCUUCAAAGGGUGCUGCAAGAGACGCCGCCGAGCGCCUACGCCAAUUCUUCAUAUCGCAUUACUCAAAGAUUCAUGGCUAUUGGCCUCCACCCGAAGCGGGCACGAGAACCGCGGAAGGCGACGAGACGUGGCUGAGCAGGACGUUAGCAAAGCAAAUGCAAAAGGAUUUUGGUGCACUUUACGACUACUUGGUUAACCGAGAUAUUGUAUGGGACGAGUCAGAGACGCGCAGUAGUCGAAAAUGGAUGAUGGUCUCCGAGAGCGGUAACAAGUCCUUUGACUCAGAUACACCCGAUCUGCCUCUCACAGAUAUGCUGAUUGAAUUCGACAACCGCAUGCGAUUUCCUCAUAUCCCGCACCCUUAUCCGCUUGUCCCCGAGUCAAUCCUACCAAACGUUCCAGCUUCGUCUGGCUCGAGUAGAGAAAGAUUUAAAAAGGAGAAAAAUAAUAGUAACAUAAAACAAACUUCUGACGACCGCAUUGCCGAGAGGCGUGCGCAGUUGGCGUAUACCGAGGCGACUAACAUUUACAUCCUAGGGUCUGACUUUACGCAAUCUGACCUAAUCGAAAGCUUCGUCAAGUUUGAGAAGGCGGACCAGGUCGGCAGCGUAAACCCCUUCGUCGCCCGCCGCGGCCGCUGGGUACUCAUCUACGUGAUCUUGCAAACCCUGGCCAGCGUAUCAGUUGACGCGCCCAAUGUCCGAUACAAAGAUAACGUGUCGUACCACCUCUCGCCACGCUUCAAAGGUACCAAAGCCCCGCCGUGGAAGGGCGCAUCAGCCCCAGCGGCCGAGGCUUGCCACGAUAUUUCGCACUGCUGGCUCGCACCCCGGACGUGGCAGCAGAAUAGCAGCGCUAGUGGCGGCGAAAGUGCCGACUCGGACACGUCCACUAACUCCAACGCGCACUCUAGCGAUCCCGUAUUACGUAUGAUGAGAGCACAAGCACAGUUGUUCCCGCAACCGCCUAGAACUGUGACCAGCCGUUCUAGUAACAGCGGGUAUUACACGCCACGAAGCGUGCUUUCCCCAACCACUGUUGUACCUCUGACACCUACUACGACGUGGGGUGGUUCGGACGAUGCUGCCUCGAGUAUUGCCCGACCAUCUUCGUCAUCGGGGAACUAUCAAGGAUACAGGAGCUAUACCGGUUCGCGUGGUGCCAGGAGCGAGCGCAGCUACGCGACAUUCGGACCGGGCAGUGCCGGCUUAGGCGGUGGUAGGCUUGAGGAUACCAGGCAGCCAAAGGGCAUGAGUACUAGCAUGGGGAUACGCCGUACGAAGGCCCCAGCACCGCUGGACUUAAAUCUAGACGUUACGAGAAUGGAUGGCUUCCUUGACCCUGGCCAUAGCCCGUCAAGCGUAGGCGGCGCGCCCAUCCUAAGUCCAAAUAGUUCUGAUGGACUCGGUCCGGUAAUCCGCGAUUUUGACGAACUUGAAUCCGUUGCCGAGGAGGCCAGCUGAAGGGUUAUAUUUGUAAUAAUAUAAGCGGAGAUUUUCGGGAUUGUGAGCGGGUUUUUGGGUACUCAGGUGUAAAGGGGUUGGAUAGGGGAGGUAUUCACUGAUUAGGGAUAUCUAAUG